Salvia splendens (bonfire salvia) is the source of this 1695-nucleotide messenger RNA. Its product is annotated as GDP-mannose transporter GONST3. NCBI's taxonomy places the organism in Eukaryota, Viridiplantae, Streptophyta, Magnoliopsida, Lamiales, Lamiaceae. The record is from RefSeq and is a predicted model, not a curated record. The transcript has 2 exons. Bases 228 to 1340 code for a protein of 370 amino acids.
CAGACCUCAAAGGAAAUCUCACACUCUUCUUUUACUCUCUUUUAGCAACUCUUACCCAGCAAUCUACCACCGCCGACGCGUCAUCCCCCUUUUCUUCCAUAUUCUCGGCCGACCGACCAGCACCUCAGCUCUCCCGCCUCAUCCGUGGAUUGUUGCUCGCCGUAUUCUUCUCAGCAACAUCCAGAAGCCUUAAUUCUAUUUGUUCAUAAGUAGUACAUUGAGAUGCGAUGACUGGUAAUGUGGAAAAUUCUAAAGAAGGAGAUGCUUCAUCUAAUACUAAAUCAAGUCGGGGUUGGUAUAGCAGCUUACUCCAGCAGGCAUCAGUUUAUGGAAUUGCAGGGGGUUAUUGUCUCUCUGCUUCAUUACUAUCGAUCAUCAAUAAAUGGGCAGUUAUGAAGUUCCCAUACCCGGGAGCUCUAACUGCAUUGCAGUAUUUGACAAGUGCUGCUGGAGUUUUAAUCUUCGGGCAGCUUAAGUUGCUGGAGCACGACAAGCUCGAUCUUGUUACCAUGUGGCGGUUUCUGCCUGCUGCAUUUAUAUUCUAUCUGUCUUUGUUUACCAACAGUGAGCUCCUGCUUCAUGCCAAUGUUGAUACAUUCAUUGUGUUUCGCUCGGUUGUGCCCAUAUUCGUUGCCAUUGGUGAGACCCUCUUCUUGCACCAGCCGUGGCCAGCGCUCAAGACAUGGUUUUCCCUCACCACUAUCUUUGCUGGGAGUGUGCUCUAUGUCACAACCGACUAUCAGUUCUCUGUCAAAGCUUAUAGCUGGGCUCUGGCUUACUUGGUGAGCAUGUCCAUAGAUUUUGUUUACAUCAAGCACGUAGUUAUGACGAUUGGCCUCAACACAUGGGGGCUUGUUCUGUACAACAAUCUUGAGGCUUUAAUGCUGUUUCCCGUGGAGCUGCUCAUAAUGGGAGAACUGAAGAAGAUAGAGCAUGAGAUCACAGAUGAGUCUGAUUGGUAUUCGUUUGGGGUGGUUUUGCCUGUAUGGCUUUCGUGCCUAUUUGGGUUGGCGAUCUCCUUCUUUGGCUUCUCCUGCCGCAAAGCAAUCUCAGCUACAGGAUUCACUGUUCUUGGCAUUGUCAACAAACUGCUGACAGUGGUGAUAAAUCUCAUCAUCUGGGAUAAGCACUCAACUCUUGUGGGAACUAUCGGCCUCUUGAUUUGCAUGGGUGGCGGCAUAAUGUACCAACGCUCGACUAGUGGUAAACCUAAACCUGCAACAGAAGAAGGAGCUCAGCAGAUUGAUGAGGAACAGCAGGAGCUACUUGAAUUGCAAAAUAUUGCUGAGAAUGGUGAGGGUGGAGGAGCAGUUACACAAGGAGGAGGUGGGAAAUCAUAGACCAGCCCAUUUUACUCAUUACAAGUAUUGUCUUCCUAUUUUCCUAUUUUCCUAUUUUAUGUUGGUCCGGGAGACUUUGGGGAUACUGCUUAUUGGAGAAAUAUAGCUGUUAAAAUAGGAGCUCUGCACAAAGCAAAGCCCACGGCUCCAAGGAAAGAGGAAGCUACAUUCCAUUUUUUUAGAUAUUCCAUUUUUUUGUAUUGUAGUAUUAUCUUGCUGUAUUCUGAUUACAAAAUAGUCGUACGGAAAUGUUACAUGACAACAAGUUCGUGUAUUUUUCUCAUUUUCUCUUCAUUCUAAAAGAAACAUCAAGUUGUUUGAGAACAUUUUCCUAAAUGGGGUUUCUGUUACAGCA